This is a messenger RNA of Asparagus officinalis (garden asparagus), 2583 nucleotides long. RefSeq names its product EIN3-binding F-box protein 1-like. The record is from RefSeq and is a predicted model, not a curated record. Gene Ontology annotation, cellular component: SCF ubiquitin ligase complex. The coding region runs from base 537 to 2255 and encodes 572 amino acids. Gene Ontology annotation, molecular function: protein binding. Lineage: Eukaryota; Viridiplantae; Streptophyta; Magnoliopsida; Asparagales; Asparagaceae. Gene Ontology annotation, biological process: SCF-dependent proteasomal ubiquitin-dependent protein catabolic process. The transcript has 6 exons.
UCCAUCCCUCAAACCCCAGAUCGCUGCUUUCGUUAAUUCUUCAGACGACUGAGCAGAGAUCAUGGAUUCUUCAGCUUCUGGGAAGAAGUACGAAAUCAAAGGAGAAGACCCAUCCCCAGAUCGAAAGGGGAGAACAAAGAGACUGGAGUUGAUGCAUCUGUCUUUGACUAUGGUUGUCUCUCUUUAAACAAGAACAAUUUGAGUGUGGCGAGCCCUCUUAAACAAAGAUGUUGAGAUAUUGUUGAUCAAAAAUUGUAUUAGCAAGAUGUAGCCAUCUCAACUAUGAUCAUAUGCUUAGUUUUUGAAGGACAAAUAGUUCUUGAAUUACGCUAUAUAAAGAUUUUUGGCUAAAUCCUGGUCAAGGUGAAGGUGUCAAAGAUCUCAAAGAGAAUUAGCUUUACUUUGGGUGAAUGUGCUGGUGUGUCCUUCCACAGUCUUGACUGGUGUUACUGACAUACCCACAUCCAAGCAGUCAGGUGUGAUCUUGGUAUUUUGAUGAUAGAGACUGUAGUAUUUUGGUCGUGUACAAUACAAGGAUGAUGAAUGGAGAGCAACCAAACUUUGGUUUCCAGUGUAAGAAAAGUAAACAUAUGGCACCAAGUCAUGAUCUAAUCGACGAACUUCCCCCAGAAUGCCUGUUGCAUAUCUUUAGCUUCCUUGAAUCCGCCCGGGAUCAUUGCGCCAGUGCUGCAGUAUGUAGGAAAUGGCUUAAGCUUCUCAUCGAGUUAAUAAUACUCAAAGUUAGAUCAAGCACCUAUGACUUUUCACUUACACUGCCAUUGUGUCGUCGACUGAAAGGGAGCUCAGCUAAUGACAUUACACUUAUUAAUUUAGGUGUGGGAACCUAUCCUCAUCAUCGCUUGACUUCUCUUUAUCUGUGUGAAGGUCCUCUCUUUGCAAUCACUGAUGAUGGCCUAAAGACUAUUGCCCAAUUAAGCCCUAUGCUUACUUCUCUUACACUUCACAGUUGCCAAUCCGUGGGAAAUUUGGGAUUAAAGUCCGUUGCUGAAUUUUGCAAACAGCUUGAAAAGCUAGAGCUGAUAAACUCAUUUAUUGAUGAUCGUGGUAUCCUACCAAUAUCUGAGAAUUGCUUACAUUUGUCCAUACUGAGCCUUGAGCACUGUCCGUGCAUUAGCAACGAAUCACUAAUGGCAUUUGCAAACAAGUCUUUGCAUAUUAGGUGCAUCACAUUAAUAGACUGCCAACUUAUUGGAGAUUCUGGCAUCUUUUCUCUCAUAUCUAGUCAACCAGAGUUGACGAGGAUCAAGCUUAUCUCUAUGAAUGUCGGUGAUGAAGUUCUCAUAGCAAUACAAGAGCAUGCACGGGCUUUAAAGGUGUUUUACUUAGAAAAAGGUUCAUAUCCUAGCGAGAAUCACUACUCAUGGAUCGAAGCAAUCGGUAAACUUGAUGCAGCUAUACCUCGUCCUUUUGCCACUUUUGUAAGAAGGAGCUUGGCCCACUUAAAGAUUUUGGAAAUGAAGGGUCAUGUCUCUUUAAGUGAUGAUUUUUUAUUAGCACUGAGCCGAACAACCAAGUUAGUCCAAAGGUUCAAGCUAAAGAAUUGUCGAGGAUUCACCUCCGGAGGAAUCCUGGCAGCAGUUGCAAACUGGAGCCAGCGCUUAGAGGUAUUAUCAUUGAAGAACUGCAUUGUAGUUGGAAAAAAAGAAGUGACACGAGAACAAGGCUUACAAACCUUCCCAUCACUAAGAACCCUCAAAUUGAUAAAAUGCGAAGGAGUUGAUGACUGUUUCUUGUCUUCAUUAGGGCCAGUGUGCAAGCAAGCAAAGCAUGUUAGCUUGGAUGGUUUAGAAUCUAUCACUGAUCGAGGAUUCCAAGCUCUUGUAAGACAAAACACUGAUCACCGACUUCAGUUUUUGCAUCUAGAUGGCUGUAUAGGAAUUAGUGAUGUGGGAUUAUGUUCAGUGCUAAGAACUUCAGGCAAAAAUAUUGAGUUCUUGAAUGUCGAUCAGUGCACAAGUAUUACUGAUCAGAGUUUGAUGAUGAUAGCGGACAAAUGUUGGAAACUAAAAACUCUUUGUGCAUCCUGCUGCAGAGUUAGCGACAAUGGGGUAUUUUAUGUGACACGUAAUUGUGGGAAAACUACGGAGUUUAUGUCAUUUUCUCGGUGUACGAGGAUCACUAUGAAAAGUGUGAGUUAUAUUGAGGUAAUGAGUACCAGACUUGUGCUUCGUGAACUUAUUGGCUGCCCUCAGAUUGAGGAGAGGGCCUCAGGCUUACUUUGGUGUCGUAGAUAGAUUGGGAGAGAUGCUCAGAUAUGAUUGGUAAAAAUCUAGUUCAUCGAUUGGGAGUACUGUUGGUUUCAGUGGUGCUAGCUCUUUCUUCAUGGCUGGUUUUCUGGAGAUGUCGCCGUUCUCUUUUUGCUGAAGUUUGAUAAUGGUUUUUUUUUUCUUCAUACAAUAGAUGGACAUGCCUUUUGUUCUUCUGUUACUUUGAUUAUGUUGUUGUUGUUGUUGUUGUUGUGUUGCAUUUAUUUGCUUGAUUAAACCCUGUGACUUUGAUAAGGGUAGUGUGCUUUGGACUAUACAUCCUGUUAUCAAUGGUGAACAAGUUGAGCUUCUUUUA